Microtus oregoni (creeping vole) is the source of this 1433-nucleotide messenger RNA. It is a transcript of the gene Lime1, whose product is annotated as Lck interacting transmembrane adaptor 1. The transcript is spliced from 5 exons. Gene Ontology annotation, molecular function: protein kinase binding. The record is from RefSeq and is a predicted model, not a curated record. Bases 338 to 1291 code for a protein of 317 amino acids. Lineage: Eukaryota; Metazoa; Chordata; Mammalia; Rodentia; Cricetidae. Gene Ontology annotation, cellular component: B cell receptor complex. Gene Ontology annotation, biological process: T cell receptor signaling pathway; regulation of non-canonical NF-kappaB signal transduction; regulation of transcription by RNA polymerase II.
CGUAGCAGCUCCUCCUGUUGAACGAGCCCCCCAACUGCUUAGCUUCUGUAGUGAGUACUCUAGAAACACCACCUGACACAAGGGGUCACUCCUGGGCAGUGGUGGUCAGAGGUGAAGUCUGUGGUCUGUGGCUCAAAGUCAGAGUGAUGUCAGAGAUUUCCCCAGCGGAUGGGUUUGAGUUACAGUGAGUACAGCCUUGUCCGGGUCAUAGCUGCCCUGACCAUGUUCCUCCAUCUCUAAUAACUAAGGGAGUAGACAGAGCUUCACUUUUUUUUUUUUUUAAACCAGGAACCCUAGCCAGAGAAGGAAAGGUGGGUGCCCAUGGGGCAGGGCAAAGAUGCAAAGCCUGGGGGUUUCCGGUGUGCUGAGUCAACCAGGGAGGAAGAACCCACCAGCUGGGCGAGGGCUGCAGUGGAGCUGCAGGUGCUGGUCCCUUAGGCAGCCCCCAGAGCUCAUCUCUCCUGUCCCCAGGUCUCCCUUCCCUGUUUACAGGAUGAGGCCACCAGUGCCUUUAGCCCCACUAGCCCUCUGGGUCCUGGGGUGCUUCUCCCUGCUCCUCUGGCUGUGGGCACUGUGCACAGCCUGCCACAGGAAGCGGGCUCAGAGGCAACAAACUGGGCUGCAGGGCAGUUUGAUACCAGUGGAAAUGUCACUACUGAGACAGGCCCACAUCCGCUCCCUCAGCAAGUCUGACACCAGAUUGCAUGAGCUUCGCCCAGGCCUACGCUGCAGCAUAGCCCCACGGCCUGCUAGCAUGGAUCUCCUACAUCCACACUGGCUGGAGGUAUCCAGGGGCAGCACCAGGUCUCAGGUAAUCCCCUCUGCCUUCCCACCUCGGCAGCUGCCCAGGGCCCCUCCUGCUGCCCCUGCAACUAGCCCUGAGGCCACUUACUCCAAUGUUGGACUGGCUGCAAUUCCCAGGGCCAGCCUGGCUGCCAGCCCUGUGGUGUGGGCUGGAACACAGCUGACCAUUAGCUGUGCCAAGCUUGGGCCUGGGGCCGAGUAUGCCUGCAUCCAGAAGCGCAAAGAGACAGAACAGGGCUACCACGAAUUGCAGGAGAAGGCUAAGGUGAUCCCAGCUACUCAGAUGGAUCUCCUGUACUCCAGGGUCUGCAAGCCUAAAAGGAGAGACCCAAGACCUGGCACAGAUCAGCCGGAUCCCCAGGGUGGGAGAGGAAUUGUGGCCCUUGGGAGUGAUGUGGAAUAUGAGGCCAUCACUCUCAGGGGCCGGGAUAUGAACCAUGAUCCCUUAGAAAAUGUGUAUGAAAGCAUCAGGGAGAUGGGCCCCUGAGCAUCUGCGCCUCACAUCCUGUUUAUUAACACGCGUUGACACAGUAAGGGUACCAAGGUUUGAUUGCAGAUCCUCCUGUGUCCUUCCACCCCCCACAGCUCACAGCACAAAUUUCAGGUCCAGUCCUUGUGGCCUAAUUAAA